Staurois parvus is the source of this 303-nucleotide messenger RNA. NCBI's taxonomy places the organism in Eukaryota, Metazoa, Chordata, Amphibia, Anura, Ranidae. The record is from the annotation of a GenBank genome assembly.
CAUCGUGGGAGCGAAGGACAAGAUCCUGUGGUAGCCUCCCUGGCGGUAUUCCCGAGUGUAGCUCGGGGUAAAGUUUCAGCACCACAAGCGGUAACCCCAAGCUACACUCGGGAAUACCCUGCAGCGCUGCUCUGGGAUCUGUUCUUCUCUUACCUUGUCCUGCGCUCCCGCGAUGUCCCUCCUGCAGUGUCCCCUGUAAUGUCCUCCGGCGGAUGCCGGCAUCUGUCAUCUGGGAUCCGUUCCCUGCGAUGUCAGGACGUACGGUGGACGGAACGGCGGGAAAUUUGAAGAUGACAAAAAGUG